UUAUAUUUUGAAAGUUUGUUUUAAUAUAAAAAUUAUGACGCAUAGCGACAUCUAGUAUCAAAAACGUUCUAUGCUUAAAUAUGGAUAAAUGGUUGAAAAGAAAAGUUACGAAUGUAGGUGCAAAAGAUCUUGCUGAGGCGGGAAGCAGUAAAAAAGCAGAAAUAGAACCUGCAACAGGACCAGUUCAAAAAAAAAAGAGAAUGUAUAAUGAAUCAUAUUUACAAUAUGGAUUUACAUUUUCUGCCGGUACACAUGACGAACAACUACCUUUAUGCUUAUUAUGCAAUGAUAUUUUGGCGGCUGAAAGCAUGAAGCCUUCAAAACUACUAAGGCAUUUCAACACGAAACAUGCUGCUUAUUCAAAAAAGCCUAUAGAAUAUUUUCAAAGUUUAUUAAAGUCAUCAAAUCAAAGCAAAUCUUUGUUAGAAAAGUAUGCUUUUACUCAGGAAAAAUAUCUUUUAGCAUCUUACCAAGCAUCAUAUCUAAUAGCAAAGGCUAAAAAACCAUACACAAUUGGAGAAGAACUUGUUUUACCUACUGCAGUACAAAUUACAGAAACUAUUCAUGGAAAAAAGUAUGCAGAUGAAUUGCGGAAAAUUCCUCUCUCCAAUGAUACAGUUACUAGAAGGAUUUCAGAAAUUAGCUGUGAUCAGUUUCAGCAACUUAUACAAAGAAUUAAAGAAAGUCCAAAAUUUGCAAUUCAGCUGGAUGAAUCAACAGAUAUUACAAAUUUAGCUCAACUCUUGGUCUAUGUUCGAUAUAGCUACGCCCUUAAUAUACAUGAAGAUUUGCUGUUUUGUCGGCCAAUGAACAAUCGUACAACAGGCGAAGAUAUUUUUUUACAAGUUAAUGAUUUUUUCAAGAAAGAAGGAUUAGACUGGGAUAACUGUAUUGGUGUAUGUUCUGACGGUGCAGCAGCAAUGAAGGGACAGCGCGUCGGAUUUCUAGCAAAAGUUAAAUCUAUUACAAAUGGCCAUAUCAUUCUUACCCAUUGCAUCAUCCAUCGAGAAGCAUUAGUAGCUAAAAAAAUAUCACCAGAUCUUAAUGUGGUCUUAAAUGAUGCCAUACGUAUUAUAAAUUUCAUAAAAUGUCGUGCACUUAAUAGUCGUUUGUUUGCAAAUUUAUGUAAGGAUAUGGGAGCGGAUUACGAACAACUUUUACUACAUACAGAAGUAAGGUGGUUGUCAAAGGGACGAGCCUUAAAACGAUUAAUAGGGUUGAAAGAUGAGAUAAUGAUAUUUUUAUCAGAAACAAAGUCCGAUUUUUCUAGUCUCUUCCACAAUGAAACUUGGGUUUGCAAAUUGUGUUAUUUGUCAGACAUAUUCGAGAAACUCAAUGAACUGAAUAUGUCCCUGCAAGGUGAGAACACAAACAUAUUAAUUUUGUAUGAUAAAAUUCAUGCGUUUAUGAAGAAGAUAAACUUAUGGAAAUCAAGUGUGGAAAAUGGCAUGUUGGUAAUGUUUUCAAGUACAUAUGAUUUUAUCACAGAAAAUAAUUUGGAUAAUAUUUUAAUUAAGAAAAUCAUAAUUGAUCAUUUGUCAUGUAUGGAAGAACAAUUUAAAAAAUACUUUUUAUCAGAUUUAAAUACUGAACAGUUUAUCUGGGUGCAAAAACCAUUCCUUGUAGAAAUGGAACAAGUGAAACAUCUCCCAUUAAGUGCCCAAGAAGAAUUUGCCGAAUUUAGUUGUAAUACAAAACUUAAAACCGAGUUUAGUAAGCAAACAUUGAAUUCUUUUUGGCUUAGUGUGAAAGCAGAGUAUCCACUACUCUCUGAGUUAGCAAUGGCAGUUCUCUUACCAUUUGCAACCACUUAUUUAUGCGAAAUGGCAUUUUCAGUAAUGACCAAUAUCAAAACAAAGCAGCGCUCUCGUCUCUGCAACAUAGAAAUUGCUAUGAGACCUGCACUGACUGAUAUUAAACCCAGGUUUAAUUUAUUGUGCCAAAAUAUGCAGGCUCACCCAUCACAUUAAAUGUAAUUUAAAAUAUAAUUUAAUAUGCAUCAAUGUCCUUAAUUUAUUUAUUUUAUUUAUUAUUUAAUUUAUGUAAUUUAAAAUAUGUUUAACUUAACUAAUUGAGUUUACUAAUGUUGAAACAUAUACAUAGAAUAUUUUGUUCAAAGAUGUACCAAAGAUAAGUUAUUAAUUUUUAAUGAUACUAAAAAUAAAUCUGCUAUUAAAAUUCAAUGUUUCAAUGCAAUUAAACAAAAGAAAUUAACACCUUCUGAAUUUAAAUUAAUCCCACCUUCGGGAUGUUUUUCUACACAUACCCAUUCUUCAGGGGGUCCUUUGAAAUUCUUAAGUGCAAAAGGGGGGUC
Molecule: messenger RNA, 2314 nt
Organism: Centruroides sculpturatus (bark scorpion)
Lineage: Eukaryota; Metazoa; Arthropoda; Arachnida; Scorpiones; Buthidae
Product: protein FAM200A-like
Exons: 1
Coding region: 81-1970 (629 amino acids)
Molecular function (GO): protein dimerization activity
Source: RefSeq, a predicted model, not a curated record